Molecule: messenger RNA, 948 nt
Organism: Pieris rapae (cabbage white)
Lineage: Eukaryota; Metazoa; Arthropoda; Insecta; Lepidoptera; Pieridae
Gene: mRpS16
Product: probable 28S ribosomal protein S16, mitochondrial
Exons: 3
Coding region: 104-496 (130 amino acids)
Biological process (GO): mitochondrial translation
Cellular component (GO): mitochondrial small ribosomal subunit; ribosome
Molecular function (GO): structural constituent of ribosome
Source: RefSeq, a predicted model, not a curated record
AUGUUUAUUGUCACUUCGUGUUUUGAGGUUAUGUCUUGUUAGUGUUAUGAUUUUAGUAAAUUACAUUUAAUACUUUUUUAAUUGACAACAAAAACUAUUUAAGAUGCCUCUACCUCCUGCCAGUGGCACUGGUAAAUAUUACGCAUUAGCGGCAAAAUCAAUUCGCUUAAUACGUCAAGGAUGUACAAAUAGACCGUUUUUUCAUAUAUCAGUUACUCAGCGAAAAAGAUUAAAUAGCCAACCAGUAAUUGAACAGUUGGGUUCAUAUGAUCCUAUGCCAAAUAUAAAUAAUGAGAAAUUGGUUGCUUUGAAUUUAGAAAGGCUAAAAUUCUGGCUAGGACAGGGAGCUCAUGUAACAUCUCCAGUAGCCGAGUUGUUGGGUCUAGCUGGGUUUUUCCCAAUUCAUCCAAAAUCAUAUAUGACAGCAUGGAGAAACAGACAAGCGGAACAAGACAGACUAACGAGUGAAAAAGAAGCAGCCAAGAGUACUGCAUAAUUUAAGAUAUUAGUAAAAUGUAGCAAUUAUGAUAAAUAAAUUUAGUAACUUGUAUUUUUUUUAAAGUGGUUAUGUUCAGUCUUGGAUAAUAAUGACAUUCUGGCCUUUCUAUGGAAACUUAAAAUUAAUAAGAAAACUAACUGUCAAUUUUGUUUCAAUAAAUACUGCAGAGAACUAGAACUAUAAAAUAUUUAGACCAUAUUUUGCUGGGACUUGUCUUACUAAGAAAAAAUAAGGUAACACAGAAAGAAACAAGCAGAUCAAUGAACUUCUUUAUUUAAGUGAAUUGGCAUUCUUAAUAUAAUUCUUAAUGAAAAAUCAGACAGCCAGUAACAAGGCACAAAACAGAAUUUACAUUUCAAGCAUCAACCAACCUGUUAUAAAUUCAGGCACUACCAUCACGCUUAAAUUCUCUAAGUGGCAACACAAAAGCUUGUGCGAAAACCGCAAAU